This is a messenger RNA of Rodentolepis nana, 999 nucleotides long. The record is from the annotation of a GenBank genome assembly. NCBI's taxonomy places the organism in Eukaryota, Metazoa, Platyhelminthes, Cestoda, Cyclophyllidea, Hymenolepididae.
AUGGGGACUGUCAAAGAGACAGAUAUUGUAAUCGCAAAAUUUGAUUACAAAGCCACAGACAGUCAGGAGCUUGACAUUCAAAAGGGUGAAAAACUAACCCUUAUGGAUGAUACCCAACACUGGUGGAAAGUUAUGAAUUCUUUCGGGAAUGUGGGCUACGUCCCUAGUAAUUAUGUCAAGAGAUCAAAGCAUGGGCUGUUUUCGAGCCUACGCAAUACUUUAGGUCGUCGAAAAAGUAGGACCGAUCUUUCAAUGCCAGCUGCAGGGACUUCAACUGGUGGUCGUCCACCAGCACCUACUCCAUCAUCGAUUCGCAAUGGUAGUAGUAAUACAGGUUCCCAAGUUGGUGUGAAGGCGAGUGCCGAAUCCCUUGAUUAUGUCGCUCCUUCACUUCCGUCAUCAGGUUCUGGUCAGUCACCUUCUAGAGGAACCGCUGCUUCAAUUGGUUAUCAACCAGUGUCAUCCACUUUUCCAACUAAUGGAACUACCACUGCUUCUGAUAAUCCUCGAUCCUCCUCUGCUAUUUUGCCUUCUAGUCAUCAACUUCCACCCACUCACCCAGGAAUGCGCGAUACAUCUCCCCCUAAAGUCCCCACGGCUGCUGACAAUGUCAUCUUGUCCAAUCCCACGAAAAAUGGUCCUUCUGACAGUAAUACCAACUGGCUUCCAGUCUCUUCUUCCCAGGGUGUCUCUGGCUUAUCCUCUGAAACUCAACAAUUUUCCUCCGCACGAAGUACCGGCGGUAGUGCUGGUGGAAGUAUCUCCUCUCGACAGAUCUGCGUAGCGCGUUUUACUUACAAGGCCUCCCAAUUAGAUGAAUUGACCAUCAAACCAGGUGAUCGCAUCUGUGUUCUUGAGAAGAGUUCGGAUGGAUGGUGGCAUGGAAUUCUACUUUCACCUGAUGGUAGUGCUUCAAUAGAUCCUUCUGGACAAAAAUCGGAAACCAUUGGGUGGUUCCCCUCCAAUUAUGUUGUUAUGGAGCAAGCACCAAACAAGUGA